Fusarium vanettenii 77-13-4 is the source of this 2928-nucleotide messenger RNA. RefSeq lists its product as uncharacterized. The record is from RefSeq and is a predicted model, not a curated record. Bases 1 to 2928 code for a protein of 975 amino acids. Gene Ontology annotation, molecular function: protein binding. The transcript has 7 exons. NCBI's taxonomy places the organism in Eukaryota, Fungi, Ascomycota, Sordariomycetes, Hypocreales, Nectriaceae.
AUGUCCAGUUUGGACGAAGAUAUCCAAUCCGCCAGGCUGGCAUUUACCGACUGCGUAGCGGAUCGACACAAGCUUUCUCGUCAACUUCGGCGACUUCUCUACAGAAGACACCUUGAUUACGAAGAGCCCUCUGAUAUCAAUGAAUGUAUUCAUCUCGCAAGACAAACAUCGUCUGAUGAAGCUGCAAAUGAGUCCGACCGAGCAAAAUGUGUGGAAUCCCUUGCAGUUUAUCUCUACAGUCGUUAUGAAAACGCUGGGGAUGAAUCUGAUCUGGCCGAUUCCAUUAGAUUCAUCAAGCAGGAACUCGACGCAACUCUGGAUGGUCCAGAUAAAGCUGGGAUUUUCCGUCGGCUCGGGGAUCGUCUUCAUGACAGCUAUACCAACUUUGGGCAUUCAGAACACCUGGACGAAGCGGUUCAAAGGGUCCGGAUCGGACGGACCGCUUACACUCUCUGGGGACCUGUCUUGGUGACAGACAUUCAAGAACUCAAGAGAUGGAUGACAUUGAGGAAGCUAUCGACUUGGCCAGACAGACUGUCGAGGCGACCUCUGAUAGCAUUUCCCGAGCUAUCUAUCUACAAAACCUCGGGGCAAAUUUCCUUGACAGGUACUACGCGGCCGGAGACAUGGAAGAUCUUGAGCAAGCAAUUGAAAUUGCAAAGCAAACAAUCGAGGCAGAUCGAGCCAACGAGCAUUUUGAUGGACAGAUACCGUCUAACGGGCGACGCGGCAGACUUUGACGAAGCACUAGAUGCGAGAAGACGUGCAGUCAACCAGACAUCAGACAGCAACCCACAGAAAUCCCUGCUACUCAAUAACCUCGGGACCAUACUCGCGACUCGAUAUUCCAGGUCCGGAGCUUUGGUCUAUCUCGAAGAAGCAAUCCGGAUACAAAGGAGAGCUAUCAGCAUAGCACUACCCGACGAUGGGCGACGACCAGCGCUUCAGAACACUCUGGCCCGUCUGCUAAGCAUGAGAUACGCGAGAGUCGGCACAGCGAGUGACAGCGAAGAGGCGUUCAAAAUCUCCAAGGAAAUAGCGGAAAACACCCCAAGUGGCCACCCGGACCGUUCGAGGUGGUUGGGGAAUCACGCUGCACGACUUGUCGAAAGAUAUUACACUUUUAAAGACGUUGCCGAUCUGGAUGAAACCAUCAAACUGCUGAGGAAGGCUAUCGAGAUAACGCCAAAGGCUCAUAAGUUCCGAACAAAGUGGCUCCAUGAUCUUGCCUGUCAUCUUUGGGACAAGGAGCUGAUCCGUGGACCUGCCGCCGAUUUUGACGAGGCGACAAAGAUCUUUGAGCAUGUCCUCGAGACAGCGCCAGAUAACCAUCCGGAACGAGUUACAUAUCUGUGCAACCUGGGAAAUAUGAUAGUAAAUCGCUAUGAAAGAAAUGAACAACUUUCUGACUUUGAGAGGGCGCUUGGCUGUUUUCGUUCUGCCAUGUGCCAACCAAAUGCGUCUCUCCUUGAUCACUUGACUGCCGGGGCCACCAUGCUGCAGGUUUGCCUCACUCAUGCACACUGGCAGCAUGCAUUCGAGGCUGCAGAGUUUGUCUUCCAACGGAUGCCCAACCUUGCUCUAAGGUCCCUUAACAGUGAGGAUAAACAACAUCUUCUCGGUCUUAUGGCCGAAGUGGCUUCUGACGGUGUGGCGGCGGCAUUGUUCGCUGAGAAGGGAUGCCUUGCUGCAUUGAAUCUGCUUGAGCAAGGCCGAGGCGUGUUGGCCGAGUCGAUUGAAGCUAUGAGAGUUGACAUCAUGCAAUUGCAGGAUCGUUAUCCGGACAUGGCGAAUGAAUUUGUUCGUCUGCGGGAUGAGUUGAUGGGGAGAGAAUUUGAUGAGCUAGUUGAGAAUAUCCGAGCACUGCCAGACUUUUUAAGCUUUCUGGGGCUGCCUAGCGAAUCUGAGAUUCAAGGUGCGGCGGUGGAUGGUCUACUUGUUAUUAUCAAUGUUAGCAAUUUGACUAGGGAGGAGAUUACAAAGAAAGCCAAGAAAACAGACCUCGGCAAUCACCAGAUUCUUGAGUGGCUAUGGGAUACAGUGGCGGAACCGACUCUUGAAGCCCUUGGGCUCAAUCGUACGCCUGCUGGGGAGAAGUGGCCGCGUAUCUGGUGGAUUCCUACCGACAAGGGCUUGGAGAGACUGCCCUCGAUAAGAUCAUCAUCCAUGGCCGUGCUCGUCGCAGUGGAGAACACUCCAGGACAGGAUCGACUACGCUUUGCGACGCAAGAAGUAGCAGAGCUCCGAAAGAUCUGCGGGAAAAUGGAACUGACACCUGUAGAACCCACUCGGGAGAAGGAGAAACUCAAGGAAUGUCUGCAGAAGUGCAAGAUCUUUCAUUUCGCAGGCAAUUGCUCAACAAACUACUAUAACCCUCUCCACAGUCACCUGUUUCUCGACGACGGGGGUGCCAACCCUCUACGUGUUGCGGAUCUUCUGGACAUCAACCUCCAUAUAUCCUCGCCGUUUCUGGCGUACUUGUCUGCCUGUGGAACUGGUCAGAUCCUGGACGAGUCUUUCAUCGAUGAGAGCAUCCACUUGAUCAGCGCUUGCCAACUGGCGGGGCUUAGGAAUGUCAUAGGGACACUGUGGGACGUUGACGACAAGUUUUGUGUCGAGAUGGCGAGUAUCACAUAUGGAGUCAAGGAAAAUAGCAAGAUGAACGACGAGUCGGUGUCUCGCGGGCUGCACAAGGCGAGUCGAGAACUCCGGGAUAGUUCUCUCGGAAAUUUGAUAGAAUUUCGAAAGGCUAGGAGACGGUCGAGAAGUGACAGGACUUCCGACGAGGGAGUAGAUACGAGUUCGGAUGUGAGAGAUGACGGCGGGACUGUGUUGACCAGAAAACCCAAAUUCCUGUAUUCGGAUGACGAAGAGGACUUGGAGGCAGGGCUCCUGAAUUGGGUUCCUUACGUUCAUUUCGGCGUGUAG